This is a messenger RNA of Cydia fagiglandana, 1869 nucleotides long. Its product is annotated as nose resistant to fluoxetine protein 6-like. Gene Ontology annotation, molecular function: acyltransferase activity, transferring groups other than amino-acyl groups. NCBI's taxonomy places the organism in Eukaryota, Metazoa, Arthropoda, Insecta, Lepidoptera, Tortricidae. The record is from RefSeq and is a predicted model, not a curated record. The coding region runs from base 1 to 1869 and encodes 622 amino acids. The transcript is spliced from 13 exons.
AUGUUUGUCUACGCUUCCAGCUUCCGCGCGCCACAAGGAGUCAGCGGCCACUACGAAGAUUACGGAGACUUCUACCGAUGCUUGGCUAUUAAUGAGAAACACCCCGGCAUGAACGUCCAGGGCAAAUACUGCGUGAUCCGCGCUCAGGUCGCCCCUACCUUCCUGUCUUCAGAAGGUGGGGGGGCUACCUUCAGAAUGUCUUCAGAAGGUAGGGGGCCUACCUUCAGCGUGUCGUCGUCAAGCAACGUGAGCUGGACCGAACCGAAGUCCAAUGCGACCGAAUCAGCAGCAGGAGCGGAGUCGCAGCGUGUGGCAGUGUCGCUGGUGCUGGGGGUGUGCGUGCCGCGGGCGUGCACUGCGCACGCGCUGCUGCCGGCGCGCCUCAACUACUCGCUGCAGUUCUGCCGGCUGCCCGCAGACAAGCCCUACGCCGCCGUCGACUACGUCGCUUUAUUUAUCUUGUUACUGCUUUGUGUUCUCACAGUCGUCAGUACAACAUAUGAACUGCAUAAUAUGUUUAUACUGAAAAAAGAGCCGCAGUACGAGUGGGUAUGCGCGUUCUCUCUGCACCGCAACACGCGGCUGCUGAGGACCGCGCCCGGAGGGCUGGCCUGCCUGCACGGCGUCCGCGCCCUCUCCGUGCUCUGGAUCAUCAUACUACACUCCUCGAUGCAACUUCGACAACAUUCUGUUAACGAAGAGGAAACAAGCGAAAGUGUCAGUGGGCAGAUGUAUUUUGUUGUGGCCGAGGGCCACCUCGCCGUAGACUCCUUCUUUGUGCUGAGCGGACUGCUACUGGUCUACACCAGCGCUGGUAAAACAGAGUCACUGUCGCUGAGUAACCUGCCCCGGUUCUACCUGAACCGCUACGUGCGGUUGUUCCCGCUGCUGGCGGCGGCCGUGCUGCUGCGCGCCGUCGAGCCGCGCCUGACCGAAGGGCCCACGGCGGCGGACCGCGCUAAAGAGGUCGGAAAGGCCCCAGUCGUUCGUUGCCGCGAGUACUGGUGGAGCGCUCUGCUGCACGUACAGAAUAUUGUCAACCCGAGAGAAAUGUGCCUGGGUCACAGCUGGUACCUGUCGGUGGACAUGCAGCUGUACGUGGCGGCGGCGCUGCUGCUGUGUGUGUGCGGGGCGGGGCGGGUGCGCUGGCGCACGUGGUCCGCGCUCGGCGCCGCCGCGCUGGCCGCCGGGGCUGCGACGCUCGCCUUCUGUUUCUGUUUCAACUUUCUUGCCACGGCGCGGGAGUCGCCGCGCAACGUGACGUCUUUCCCAGAAGCCUUCUGGACGUGGUAUUACUAUAACACUAUAGUGCGCUCCCCUCCCUUCUUCAUCGGGAUGCUGCUAGGGUACGCCCUGCACGUCUACAAGAACAAUGAACUUAGUUUACCGAAGUGGUGCAUCUGGCUGUGUUACGGCGCGGCAUUGGCGUUGUCCAUGCUGGUGAUGGUGACAGAGCACCCGGGUACCCGCGCGUUCUUCGACGAACACUUGGCGGCUCAGAAUCUCCAGCUGGGCCUGUCCCGGUCGUGCUGGGCGCUGGCGCUGAGCUGGCUCAUCUUCGCCUGCACUCAGGGCUACGGAGGUCCCGUGGACUGGUUCCUGUCGCUGCGGCUGUGGCGGUUCGUGGCGCGCCUCUCCUACGCCAUGUACUUGUUCAGCCUUAUCCUCCAGAAGGCGCCGGAGGCUAGCGGGGACGUCAACUACUUUGAUACGCGCACACUGCUGUGGCGGUUCUGCGGCGACGCGAUGGUGACGGUAGCGGUAUCGGUGGCGGCCAUCGUGCUGGUGGAGACGCCGCUAAACACGCUCCUAGCCCCGCUCCUCAAGCCCCGCACUACCCUCAAGCCCCGCACUACCCACAAACCUUAA